Musca vetustissima is the source of this 708-nucleotide messenger RNA. RefSeq names its product sodium- and chloride-dependent GABA transporter 1-like. Gene Ontology annotation, biological process: sodium ion transmembrane transport. The transcript has 3 exons. Gene Ontology annotation, cellular component: membrane. The record is from RefSeq and is a predicted model, not a curated record. The annotation marks the transcript as partial. Lineage: Eukaryota; Metazoa; Arthropoda; Insecta; Diptera; Muscidae.
AAAUUCUUAAGAGAUGCUUUACUAGUUUGUACUAUAAAUUCAAGUACAAGUAUGUUUGCAGGCUUUGUAAUUUUUUCUGUUGUUGGAUUUAUGGCACAUGAACAAGAACGUUCCGUAUCAGAAGUAGCGGCAUCUGGUCCAGGUUUAGCAUUUUUAGUGUAUCCAUCGGCAGUUUUGCAACUUCCGGGAUCAGCUCUUUGGUCAUGUUUGUUCUUCUUUAUGUUGUUACUUAUCGGCCUUGAUUCUCAAUUCUGUACUAUGGAAGGCUUUAUAACAGCUAUAAUUGACGAAUGGCCUCAAUUCCUGCGAAAGCGUAAGGAACUAUUUAUUGCAAUAGUGUGCACAUUAAGCUACUGCUUGGGUAUUUCUUGCAUAUCACAGGGUGGAAUGUAUGUUUUUCAAUUACUGGAUUCAUAUGCUGUUAGUGGCUUCUGUUUGCUUUGGUUAAUAUUCUUUGAGUGUAUAUCCAUUUCCUGGUGCUAUGGUGUCGAUCGCUUUUACGAUGGCAUUAAAGAUAUGAUCGGAUAUUAUCCAAUCAUCUGGUGGAAAUUUUGUUGGUGUGUUACGACCCCUUUAAUAUGCGCGCUUUUUGUAGAACGAGUUAAUGCCGAUGGCACAACUUCCAUAAAAACUGUACUUGCAUUAGGUGUAUUCUCAACAUCAAGAGCUGAAAGUUUAUUCUGCAUUAAAUGCGACAAUGUUCUGUAA